This is a messenger RNA of Durusdinium trenchii, 2114 nucleotides long. The record is from the annotation of a GenBank genome assembly. Lineage: Eukaryota; Dinophyceae; Suessiales; Symbiodiniaceae.
GUGCCGGAAGCUGUCGGGAAAGCAUGAAUGAGUCGAGGAGUUCCGUGGAGGCGAUGUUCCAGUCCAAGCUGGGCGAGUCUGGGCGUUUGGAGCGACGGAGCUGUGUUGACGUGCUUCAGUCCUUGGGCCUGACCUUCCAGGAGGCCAAUACCCUUCUGAAGGAGUACUCAGAAGAUUCGUGGAUUUGUGUGAAGGACUUCUUGGAUAUCCUCUUCGCACCUCCAGAGGUCCAAAAAGCUGAAGAAAGCAUGCAAGAAAGGAACCAGCCAGGGGCAAGCACUGCAUUGGAGGUACACAAAGCCGAAACCAGCGUGAAAGAAGGGAGUGAUGUGAAGAAGCCUUCAACAUCUGAGGCCCAUCUCGGAAAAUAUUUCCAGAAAGACUACAAGAAUGGUGGGGCCUUUAAGAAUGAAGAAUAUGAAUUUGAUCCUGACGAUUGGUGCUGGGUCCACAAAGGCCUCAAGAUCAAGGUAUGGGCAGAUGCUCUUGACCUGACCCAAGCUGGGGGAGAUGGUGAUGUGGAAUGUUACUUUCACUAUACCACAGAGCUCGGAUUCCGGAACAUCACACACGCGAGCAAAGCCGCUGUGGAAGUGUUCGCUUCUCUCAUCACAAGCGGUGAAAAGGCCAAUGCGUGGUGGGGAAAAGGCGUAUACAGCGUACGGAAGGCACCUGACGAGUGGCCAAGUGUGGAGACCAUCCUGGACAACAACUACCGCAACAUGCUCAAGCGAGAUAUCGAUCUGAAAGGUCGUGAGGCAGCAAUCCAGGACUAUCAAUCGAGGGUGGAGUUUUGCAUUCCAAUCCUUGUCAAUGCAUCCAUAGCCUACGAUGUCUCCAAAAGACCUACACCAGAAAUGCUGGAGCAGGCUGGGUUGAACCUCGCUGGAAAGCUCCUGAACGAAGCGGGAAAGCCACCACGCGAAUGUAUCGUUGUGCGAGCACAAGGAGAAAGCGAUAUUGGAAAUGCCAGAGCAGUGCUGGUGGAGACGACGCUUCGCUGCCGUGCUGAAGCUGCGGUCGCCCGACUUGGCCCUACAGAUGGAUACGCCCUCCAGGCAAUGAGCCGGCUGGCGUUUGUGCUCCGAAAGCGCGGGGACCUGGCGGAGGCCGAGGCGCUACGGCGGCGAAUUCUGGACGCCUACCAGGCGCAGUGGGGUGCAGAGCACCGACAGACCCUGACGGCGCUGAACAAUCUCGCGGGCGUUUUGGAAGAUCAGGGCAAGUUUGAGGAGGCUGAACCACUUCAUCGCAGAGCGCUGGAAGGAAGAGAGGCUCGACUUGGAGCCAGGCACCCCGAAACCUUCACCUCCGCCAACAACUUGGCGCUUUUGCUGGAGAAGCAGGGCAAGUUCAAGGAGGCGGAGCCCCUUCAGCGCAGAGUUCUGGAAGGAAGGGAGGCACAACUUGGAGCCAGGCACCUCGACACCCUGGUGUCUCUCAAUAAUCUGGCCAGUUUGCUGUGGAGGCAGGGCAAGUUCGAGGAGGCUGAGCCCCUUUACCGAAAGGCGCUGGAAGGAAGGGAGGCCCAGCUUGGAGCCAGGCACCCCGACACGCUGAGUUCACUCAACAAUCUGGCCGCUUUGUUGUUUGCCCAGGGCAAGCUUGAGGAGGCCGAGCCUCUCUUCCGCAGACAAUUGGAAGGAAUCGAAGCUCAGCUUGGAGCCAGUCAUCCCAACACCCUUACCUUCGCCAACAACUUGGGGGUUCUCCUGCUGGAUCGGAGGAAACUCGACGAGUCAGAGGUGUUCUUGCACCGAGCAGUGGAAGGGCGAGAAGCCCAGCUGGGCAGCCAACAUCCCCACACGCUCCGCUCCGUCUACCACUUGGCCCGUCUCAGUGCGGCUCAAGGGCGCUUGGAGGAAGCCCAGUCGCACUUCCGCCGGGCGAUGGAAGGGCAAGUGGCCCAGUUGGGAGUUAGACAUCAGGAGACAUUGGACUCGAUCUCUGGUCUGGCAAAGCUCUUGGAGGCAAAAGGCUCGAUGGAGGAGGCACACGAGCUCUACCAACGGCAGCUGGACGCCUUGGAGGAAUUGCACGGCUCAGACCAUCCCAAGACACGCGCGUGCCGUGAACACCUGGAACACCUUCAGCGUGGAGACAAGCGUCAAUAA